This is a messenger RNA of Lampris incognitus (smalleye Pacific opah), 2054 nucleotides long. RefSeq names its product SLAIN motif-containing protein 1-like. Gene Ontology annotation, cellular component: microtubule plus-end. Bases 1 to 1494 code for a protein of 497 amino acids. NCBI's taxonomy places the organism in Eukaryota, Metazoa, Chordata, Actinopteri, Lampriformes, Lampridae. Gene Ontology annotation, biological process: cytoplasmic microtubule organization; microtubule nucleation; positive regulation of microtubule polymerization. The record is from RefSeq and is a predicted model, not a curated record. The transcript has 9 exons.
AUGGAGGCGGCGGUGCUGAAGCGACAGUUGAUGCCGGAGAUGGAGAGCCAGACCGCCGAGCUGGAGGUGAAGAAGCUGCAGGAACUCGUCAGGAAACUGGAGCGACAGAAUGAACAACUGAGGAGUCGAACCAACGGCUGCAGACCGCACCUCCUCUCUCCACCUGCUGGGGCUUUUCUCCCACACACCGCCGAUUAUUACCUGCCCGGGCCGCUAGCCACCCCCACCUGUCAGUCGACCCCGGACGAACCGCCGGAGUAUUUUAACCCCCACACUGAAAGAGAAGGAGAGUUUGAGGAGUCGACGGUUCUGGACCAGCUGGAGGAUCUGGAUCUGGAUUCUCUCUUUCCCGCAGAAGAGUCCGAAGAAACGUGGUUGUAUGUGUCCUCCAGGGCCAGACUGUAUGAAGACGGUCCCCUCACUUCUCUCCAGUGGUGCCGACAUGUUCUGGACGGUUCAGAGUCUGAGAUGGAGUCUGUCCAGAGAUCACUGUCUCUCCGACUGGACCAAGUCUCCAGGUGGCACCGGCCCACUUCCAGCCCCUCCUCCUCCACCCCCCCCCUCAGUAGUUGGGUAGUUGGCGUGUCGUCCUGCUCCACCCCUUCAUCACCGCUGCCGGGAAGACUGGCCUCAUCCCUCUCCUCUCCAAUCCCUCCGCUCCUUCAGAGAACUCGGAGUUCCGCCGGGAAGGAGGUGCCUCCCCCCUCCGACCACAGUCGUCUUGUGCUGCGCUCCGUCGUCCAGUCGUCGAUGGACGGCGACUCCAUCGCCCUCGGGUACAAACUUCAAGACCUCACCGACGUACAGGUCAUGGCCCGUAUGCAGGAGGAAAGUCUGAGGCAGGACUAUGCCGGCACCUCAUCAAUCCUGGCCAACCGCCGAAGCCACAGCUACACCUUCCAGCUGAACCCGCUAAGCCCUGCCCUGGACGAAGGCCUCCUGCAGCCACGUCUCACCUUCUCCACCCCUCCGUACUCUUCUGGAGGCUUCGCCUCGCAGCCGUUGGACAGACCCACAUCAGAUAAACUACGGAGGAGCAUGCCUAACCUGGUGAGGGCUCCCAGUGUUCCCAUCCCAACUGGUCACUCUGCUUCUCCAUCUUUGCUUCGAAACAGUCAGAGCUUUGACUCCUCCAGUGGACUGGCUUGUCUUCAGUCCUUCAGUGAGACCUUGGUUGCCUUUAUACGCAUGCUCAGUAAUCCAGUCCCCUCACCAGGCCGGGUGCAGAGUGUGGGAAACUUCGCCUCAUCGUCACGACAACCACUGAAAGCCACCGCCUACGUCAGCCCCACCAUCAAAGGCUCUGUGUCCAUGCCGACAUCUAUCAAUCACCUCAGAACAACCAGCAGUAACAGUGGGAUCCCCCUGCUCAACAAAACCACUCCUCCUCGCAGCAAGAUUGCACAACCGGUGCACAGCUUAUUGACUCCUCCAAAGAGCAUGUCCACCCUCAGUGCCCUUCGAGACACAGACUGGAAAAACGGCUGCUACUGAUGGACGCGGCUGUGUAGAUGAUUGACCCUGCUGGCUGGGGGACACACCGAAGACACCUUCAGUUUUAAAAUUCAGACUGUGGUUUAACACUAACCUGCUAUAGAGGGCUGACUCUUCUUUUUUUUUCACCAUUUUUGGGGUGUAUUUGUUUUGUACUUGGUGUUUCCUGCGGGUCGGCGCACCGUCCAUGCUGCUAAUCCUGACUCCCUCCCUGUAGACGAAGCACAUUUGGUCUGACUUCUACAGGGAAAUAUCUGACAGUAUUUUUAACUGUCAAUAGUUUACUAUUUAAUGUACUCAACCUAUAUUAAUGCAAUGUAAGAUUUUAAAAACACCUUGACCAAAUUGAGAAAAUCUUGUGUUAACAAGUUUAUUCUUGAAACGGAAAACCCACUAAACUGCGCAUAUUAACGCGCCAAAUUUUCAUGUUGUUGCACUUUGUUCUUCUGGGUCUGAGAAUUUCACAAUAAUGUAGCACCUUUUUGUUUAAUAUGUUGGACUAUUUUAAAAUGGCCAUUGCAUCACAGAACAUUUUUCUGACUGUGCUUUACUGAAUAAAU